GCGAAGGAUAUACCAUCAUCAUCAAGUUUGGAAAUGAUAAUAAAUGAAGCUAAUAAUCUCCCUAGUUCUAACCUAUUAGGUGGAAAUGAUAUAAUAAUGGAAUCGUUAACUGAAUACAGACCAAAGAAAACAACUUCUGAUUGGAUUCACAUUACAAAUGCAUUAAUAGUAGUUAACAAUAAAGAUACUGAAGAAGAACAAGACUCAAAAAAUACUUAUAUAUA
Messenger RNA from Funneliformis geosporum, 224 nucleotides. NCBI's taxonomy places the organism in Eukaryota, Fungi, Glomeromycota, Glomeromycetes, Glomerales, Glomeraceae. The record is from the annotation of a GenBank genome assembly.